UCAGACUUGAUGAUGAAGUCGACGGAGCUUCCUUCUCCUUUCCACUUCACAUACAAUAUAAAAUUGAAUUAACAAUUCUAGGACUUUGGUUUCUAGAGAGAAAUACAGACGACUGCAAUUAGAGUUUGGGUGCUGCUAUAGAUCUCUCUCUCUCUCUCUUUGAGAUAGCCUUCCGAGUUGCGCAAGAGUGAACAUCGACAAAGGAAAUGCACGCCAAGACAGAUUCAGAGGUAACAAGUCUCUCCGCAUCGUCGCCGACGAGGUCCCCUAGAAGGCCCGUCUACUACGUGCAGAGCCCAUCACGAGAUUCUCACGAUGGCGAGAAGACGACUACAUCUUUCCAUUCCUCGCCGGUGCUCAGCCCCAUGGGCUCACCUCACCAUUCCCACUCCUCGCUCGGUCGUCACUCUCGUGAAUCCUCUACCAGUCGAUUCUCCGGAUCCCUCAAACCUGGGUCGCGGAAGAUCACGCCCAAUGACGGAUCUCGAGGGGGUCAGCGCAAGGGACAAAAGCCGUGGAAGGAAUGCGCCGUGAUUGAAGAAGAGGGCCUUCUGGAAGAGGAAUCCACCGAAAAGAGUCUUCCCCGUCGCUGUUAUUUCCUCGCUUUCAUUCUUGGCUUCAUUUUCCUUUUCUCUCUCUUUUCCUUGAUUUUGUGGGGAGCCGCUCGUCCUCAGAAGCCUAAGAUCACCAUGAAGAGCAUCACAUUCGAGCAAGUAGUGAUUCAAUCCGGUACGGACUCUACAGGAGUGGCAACGGAUAUGGUCUCCUUGAAUUCCACUGUUAAGCUCACUUUUCGCAACACUGCGACGUUCUUCGGAGUGCAUGUAACAUCAACGCCUCUAGAUCUCUCCUAUACUCAACUUAAUGUGGCCAGUGGCACCAUAAAGAAGUUCUAUCAAUCGAGGAAGAGCCAAAGAACGAUGACGGUGGUAGUAAUGGGGAACAAGAUUCCUCUGUAUGGAAGUGGGGCAGGUUUGAGCAGUUCGACGGGGAAAUUAACGGUGCCGGUGCCGUUGAAACUGAGUUUCACGGUUCGAUCAAGGGCUUAUGUUCUAGGCAGAUUGGUUAAACCAAAGUUCUACAAGACGAUCGAGUGCUCCGUAGUUCUUAAUCCAAAGAAGCUCAACGUUCCUAUCUCGCUGAAGGAUUCGUGCACAUACACUUAGGGAUUGAGUAAAAUCUGAGAAGAGUCCAGUGAUCAUCAUCAUCAUCAUCAUGGGAAAAGAGAUCACGGAAGAGAACAGAACAGAACAGAAAGGAUCUGGUUUAUAUUUAUUUAAUUAUUUUGCUAGUUGUGUUGUUGUUUCACAUUGUAGUCGGAGGAAUUUCUGAUCUUACUUAGAAAAGCGAAACGAAGGUGGAGACAGCUAGACGGGCAAGGGUGGAGUGACGUGGCUUAGAUUGCCCGCAUUGCCCGAAAGACAGCUGGGGAUUCGGGGGUGACUUUUUGGUUUUUGCUGUUAAAUAUUUAAUGUUGUUUAUUAAAUUAAAUUAAAUACUACAAUAAUUCAUUAAUAAGUUGUAUACUAGUGGCUUAACAGUUUUUACUUGCUUA
Molecule: messenger RNA, 1555 nt
Organism: Nelumbo nucifera (sacred lotus)
Lineage: Eukaryota; Viridiplantae; Streptophyta; Magnoliopsida; Proteales; Nelumbonaceae
Source: RefSeq, a predicted model, not a curated record